Molecule: messenger RNA, 1990 nt
Organism: Orbicella faveolata
Lineage: Eukaryota; Metazoa; Cnidaria; Anthozoa; Scleractinia; Merulinidae
Biological process (GO): positive regulation of canonical NF-kappaB signal transduction; positive regulation of JNK cascade
Molecular function (GO): protein binding; signaling receptor activity
Source: RefSeq, a predicted model, not a curated record
UUAGGCUGAACCUGCUUGACGUUGAUAACCUGCUUGACAAGCAUCAAUUGUUUCUGACGUGCCGAACAUCAUACUUAAAAGGUAAUUUCUUUUAGUUGCAUAUACACUGCUUGUUUCUGAUAGGUACGUAUAUACUGCUUGUUUCUUGUUUCAAGAAGAAUAUUGAAUUAACGGGCUGUGAAAAAUAAAAAAAAAGAAAACUUCACUGUAACAGGAGUCAUUGUGAAAUUUACCGCAAGUUCUGGUAUGUUUUGAUAAGGUAUUUUCGUCUCAUUGUAUUCUUUACUCAGGGUCAAUUGCUUCAGUUUAUGUGGCGAAACUUUAAAUCCUAGCCUAUAUAUAGUGAUUCUUCUCUGCAACUGUCAUUUGUGUAACCUCCAAGCAGCCGCACGAAUUGGUCCGAGGACUCCGUGAGAAACAACUUGAGUGAGAGGCGAGAGCGCAGUUACUAAGCCACCUCCUUCCUCACCUCCCUUCGUUCAUAAACUCGCUUGUCUGCCAACGAAAAAAGCCAGAAAGAAACGCUUGGGUGCGAAAUCCAAACAAUCGUCUCGCCGGUCAGCCUGGUCAAUUCUAGGAUUGAGCGCCUUCUCGUCGUUUAGCGGGAUUCAAAGAUCGUCUCGCCGAUCAACCUGGUCAACUUUAGGAUUUAACGCCUUCCCGUCGUUUAGCGGGAUUUAAAGUUCUGUCACGGUACCAUAUAACACGUGAUCAUGCCGAACACGGGAAUUCCGGUGGUAUUGGUCUGUUUAUUAAUGACAUUUACUAAUGUUGGCGCCCAGACUGUGGCUUCAUGUAAUGCUGAGAGCAUCACGAUCAAGGAUCCAAUGAGCGGAUCAGUCCAAUGCCAGGACUGCUUAAAAUGUCCUGCUGGUGAGGGGCUCUCUGUGAGCUGUGGAGAUGAAAUAUCUUCAAGCACCCCUAUCGUUUGUAAACCAUGCGUACUUGGUGAAACAUACUCCUCAGCAUACGAAGCGGGGGCCUGCAAAGAUUGCAAGAACUGCGGACCGAAUCGCGAGACCAUCAAAGCCUGCACAUUGACGUCCAAGGCCAAGUGCGGAAAAUGUAAAGUUGGGGCUUACGUUGAGCCCAUGCUGAGCAUGUGCAAGCCGUGUUCCCAGUGCUGUAAUGACGGCAAGGACAUAGUCAUCUCUCAGUGCCAAGUACCCAGAGUACCCGCAAAUAAGCAGUGCAGUUUUGCACGAUCAGGCAAGUGCAGCAAAGUGGUGACUACUGCGAGUGUCAGCAGAGUGUCCCCAACUAUGGAGAAAAAUCAAUCAACAGUACAGUCGACAAUUUCCUUCACGGUAACAACGGUAACCUCAGUCUCUAGUGAACCAACCACCGCGCCGCCUUUUGAUGCAUCACCAUCGUGGGUUAACGUCAUUGUUGGUUCUGUUUUUGGGGGCGUAGUUGUUGUCUUCAUCCUUCCGUUAGCGUUCAUUAUUCGUUAUCUUAUGGUCAAGCGCAGGAAAACCCGUAGGCAGGUAAGCGAUUUGGCUCUUGCCGAGACCGCGCCCGGCGAAAGGUCCGAGGAAGUGCAGAAUAAUUAUCAACAGGCCAACGCUGGCGAUGGCAAUGAAACAGAUCACCCAAACUCACCUGCAGAUGACCCGGAAGAGUCCACAGUGCCUGUUCAGGAAAGUGGUGACAUCAGUAAAGACAAAACAGGGAUUCAGGAAACCAAGCUCCCAGGUCGCCAUGGUGACACAGAUUUGAAGCUUUCCAGCACUGUUCCAGAGCACGCUGAACCAACCUCUGAACUCCACAGUCAAACCAAGGAACUUGAAAGAAACACGACUGUGCAUGUAACUGUACAUGUACAUUCCAGUGGUUUUUAACAGCAGUUUAAAUAAAAAUUCCAUGCUACACAUUUUUUAAGCACACUUCUUGUAACCUAAGUAUAGCUUUUGUUACGCUCUCUAGCUAAUAGGCCCAAGUUAUGUCUUUGUUGGAAACCUUUUAGCUAUUAAAACUGUGUUUAUAAAUA